AUGGAUGAUAAUUUAGAAGUAAACGUAUGGGGCUCCCCUGAUAAUACUCCAACAUCUUCUUCAAAUGAUCUACCAAAUAUUCCCUCGUUAUCAUUAUAUGAUGAACAAAUAAAUCAAAGUACCCCUUCAGAUAUAAAAGAAUUAUUAAUUCCUCAAGAAAGCCUUCUCACCGAUGAUGAUUCAUUUACUCCUCAUACCAAUGAAUCAUUAUUCCCAGGUGUACAAAAUUCAAUACUCGAUGAUCAUUAUAUUAAUUCAAUACCAUUACAUAAAUCUUCAAAUGAUUUGAAAUCAGAUACAACAAAACAUUUAUUAUUCAAUUCCACCAAGUUAACAAAUAAAAAGAAAAGAAUUAAUAAUUUAAAUUCAGAACAAAUUAUAGACCCAUUAACUAAUAAUUUAUUGCAAAAAACUACAACAUCACAAGAAGAUAUAACAUCACAAGAAAAUACCACAUCACCUGAAAACGCCACAACAAAUGAAAAUAUCAUAUCCGAAAAUUCAAUUGAAAAUCAAGCUUACAAUACCACUACUACUACAAAUGUUGAAUUUCCUUUAAUUAAUUUCACCAUAGAAAUUAAAAAUCCAAUAAAAGUUAAUGGAUUUGUAAAUUCGCAUGUAGAAUAUAUAAUAUCUUCCACUUCGAAUUUAUCUCAUUAUGAAGUUCGUAGAAGAUAUACUGAUUUUAGAUGGUUAUAUAGACAAUUACAAAAUAAUCAUUGGGGUAUUAUUAUUCCUCCUCCUCCAAAUAAACAAGCUGUUGGCAGAUAUAGAAAGUCAUUUAUUGAAAAUAGAAUGAUUCAAUUACAAAAAAUGUUGGAUGAUAUCGCUUCAAAUCCAGUAUUAAAUCAAGAUCAAGAUUUUCUAUUAUUUCUAAUGAGUGACAAUUUUGCCAAAGAAUCUAUAAAGAGACAGAAUUUCACCGGCUCCAAAUCCUAUCAUGAUGACAAUGAUUUAUCAAAUAUUCAUAUUAGUAUCAUACAAUUAUUAGGCCAUGAUGAUGCUAUUCAAGUAUUACAAAAUGGUGGUAUUGAUGAUGGUAAUAAUACUUUUAUGGGUGUUUCAUUUUCUUUACAUCCAAAGUAUAUUGAACCAGAUCAUUUCUUUACAAAACAAAUGGAAAGAAUCGCCAUCUUAGAAGAUCAGUUUGAAAAAUUAUCAAGAGCUUUAAAACUUAUAAAUUCAAAUCAAUUGGAAUUUGUAACUUAUUUGGAAGAUUUUGCCGUUUCAAUUAAUGAUUUAGCUUCUGUAAUAUCGUUUCAAGAUUCUCAAAGAAUGUUGGAAGAUUUUGCACAACUACAUUUGGAUUAUAAAAAUCAACUCAUUAAUAAUCCAAAUACAAUUCAUUUAUAUUUUGAAAACUUAAUUGAUGAUUAUUCACGAUAUUUUGCAAGUACAAGGGCUAUUUUAAAUCAAAGAGAAAAAAUUGGCGAUUUUUUAACUACAGCUGAAUAUGCCGUGAAAGAAAAUAAUGAAGAUUUAGCUCGUUUGAAUAGCAGCUCUGCUUCACAAGCAGUUAACCAAGAAAGAAUAUCUUUUUUAUCAAAUCAAAGUAAAAUUUUAAUGAAGAGGUCAGAAAAUAUAAGACAAAAAUGGUAUCAAGUUGGCAAAAUUAUAAAACAACAGAUUCAUGAGCUAGAUACAAAGAGAAUUUCUGACGUUAAACAUGGUGUCGAAAACUGA
Molecule: messenger RNA, 1683 nt
Organism: Henningerozyma blattae CBS 6284
Lineage: Eukaryota; Fungi; Ascomycota; Saccharomycetes; Saccharomycetales; Saccharomycetaceae
Gene: VPS5
Product: sorting nexin 1
Exons: 1
Coding region: 1-1683 (560 amino acids)
Biological process (GO): retrograde transport, endosome to Golgi; protein retention in Golgi apparatus
Cellular component (GO): endosome
Molecular function (GO): phosphatidylinositol binding
Source: RefSeq, a predicted model, not a curated record